Closterium sp. NIES-67 is the source of this 359-nucleotide messenger RNA. Lineage: Eukaryota; Viridiplantae; Streptophyta; Zygnematophyceae; Desmidiales; Closteriaceae. The record is from the annotation of a GenBank genome assembly.
ACCGCCCUCAUGUCGCCGCCCGUAGUUCGCAUCUCCGAUCCCGACCGUCCAUACGAAGUCAUCACCGACGCCAGCGACAUCGCCAUCGGUGCAGUUCUUCUACAGGAUUUCGGCGACGGGUUACAACCAGUCGCCUACGAAUCACGGAAGCUGCAGGGCGCGGAAAAAAACUAUACAGUACACGACAAGGAAAUGCUGGCGAUCGUCCACGCGUUCAAGACCUGGCGGUGCUACCUGACCGGAGCUGAUGUCACGGUGCGGACGGACCACAAAUCCUUACAGUACCUACGCGCCCAACCGAAUCUCAACCCGCGACAGAUCUGAUGGCUCGAUUUCCUCGAGUCCAAUUUCCAUUACAC